AUGGCCGAGCCUGCUCUUAAGAAGCCCAAGGUCUGCAAGAACUUGCUGUCUUUGUUCGAGGCACAGAAAGACCUGCCGGCUUUCGAGGCAGUGUGUCCAGAGCCAGAGCAGAAGGCAGAAGAGCCAGAGCCCCAGGCUGAGAGCGAGGGCGAGCCCGAGGCUGCAGCCGAACCGAAGGCCAAGGCAAAAGCCAAGGCAAAAGCGAAAGCCGAGGCGAAAGCAAAGGCGAAAGCCGAGGCGAAAGCAAAGGCGAAAGCCAAGGCUCAGGGCAAGCCUAAGAGCAAAGGGAAGCCUGAGGCCAGUCCAAAGGCCGACGAGGAGCCCGAGCAAGCGAAGGGCCCAGAGUCAAGCGAGAAGCCGGACACCUCAGAGAAGGCAGAGGUCGACCCAGGGCAGUCCAAGGUUUCAGCUGCCGAGAAGCUUCGCCAGCGGGCCGGUGCUCUGGUCGCUGACUUGCAGGAGUCCGAGCCAACUGAGGGUGCACCGACCGAGGAGCUGCGGGACAAGAGGAAAACGAGGCACUUUGAGAAGCACCUGCACGAGUUGCCAGCCGCUGUGCAAGAGCUGUGGAAGAGCAAAAAAGUUUCCAGGCAAGACAAGACCAAGCUGGUCAACAGCAGUGUGGAAGCGGGCGACAAAGGCUGGCAGCUGGUGCAGCAGAACCCGGUCUUCGAGUCGCUGUCGAAGGUGUACUCUUCUGUGUUCGGAAAGAGCAAGGAGAAGACGUAUCCUCGAGCCAUCAUGAUUGGGAAAUGCGGCGGCGAAGCCGGCUUCAAGCAAGGCCUGGCGGACGGGGACAUCGUGCAAGUGGAGGAAGACGGAAAGAUCUUCUUCAAGUAUUGCUCGAUGGAAAUCCAAAGGAAGUCUGGAGUCGAGACGUCUCAGGACUUGAAGAAGCAAGUGGAAGGCAGCGACGAAGCUGACAAGCAGUUUCAGGGCUACGUGGACGGCUUCCAGCCGGAGUUCUGCGAGCUCAAGUACUGUCCCUCUACCUUCCAGCCCCUGCAGCCGCCAAGGACUUUGGCCAUCUGCGAUGGCCUUCUGGAGACCGACCCAGCUGUGCCCGUUCCAGUGGAUGCCAAGCAGCUUGGCAAGAUCGAGGAUGCUUUGUCGUGGAUCAAUCAGGCAAAAUCUGCCACGUUCAAGCUCAAGGUUGCAAAGAACAGCUCCACCUUCCAGCACCUGAAGGGCCAGCUGGACAACAAGUGGGAAAGUCUGCUACCACUGCAGCUGCAGCUGGAGCAGAUCAAGCUCACGGGCAAAGUUGCUCACACGAGUUUCAAAAGCCUCAUGGUGAACGUGGGGAAUAGUUUGUUGGAAGUGCAAGACUCAAAGAGCGACCGGGGCAAGUGGAUGCCCGAGAAGAGAAGGUGCCCUUCUCCGUGGACGGCGGAGUGGUCAGUGGUGGACAGCAUGCCCGCCUCAGAGUCGAGCUCGGAGAGCCAGGACCGCGACAAGCGGGGGGAGGCUUCUAUGCCGAUCCUGACGGAGGAGCAGCGAAAGAAAAUGAAUGAAGAGCUCCAGGAAAAACUGGAGGCUGCAAAAAAGGAGCUGCGAUCUGAGAAGGAUCCGGAGGACAAGCCGAAGGCCAGCGGGGAGCCGGAGCCUGAGCAAAAGGAAAAGGAUCGUGACGGCCGCAGGCGGCACCGGCGAUCCGAAGAAAGGGGCCGCCGUGAAGGCUCAGGCCGCCGCCGCCGUGACACGGAUGGCUCUGGCCGCCGCCGUGACACGGACCGCCGGCGUGACACGGGCCGUGCCGAGGCAAACGAGCCAGACCCAGGCAUCGUCGUGGAGCAGGAGGCAAGCACGGCCGGGCUCUACUGCCGGUGGUAUGGGGUGGACGGCUGCCGCAAGUACCUUAGCAGCAGCUGGGCAUACAAGCAGCACCUGGCGUGCAAGCACGGAUUCUCGAAAUCCUUUGCAGAGACUUUCGUCUCCAAGCAGUGGAAAGAGCUGGAGGACCACCUGGGCCCUGUCCCGCCACCGGAGCAGGAGGAACAGCGUCCGAAAGCCUCGCUGCGGCCAGCUGCAGAAAGGGACAUGCGACGUCCUGCUGAGCCCGCUCGGCCACCGAAAGCGCCCAGAUCCAGCUCCGAAGCCCCUUCGGUACCUUCGGCCCCUUCGCAAAGCUCUGAUGCAAAUGCUGCAGGCAUUGAGCUGUUGCGGGCCAUGUGGCAGGAUGUGGCAACCAGGGUCUUCAAAGAGUGA
Messenger RNA from Symbiodinium necroappetens, 2208 nucleotides. The record is from the annotation of a GenBank genome assembly. NCBI's taxonomy places the organism in Eukaryota, Dinophyceae, Suessiales, Symbiodiniaceae.